Messenger RNA from Daldinia childiae, 576 nucleotides. RefSeq names its product putative pci domain-containing protein. The coding region runs from base 1 to 576 and encodes 191 amino acids. The transcript has 4 exons. Lineage: Eukaryota; Fungi; Ascomycota; Sordariomycetes; Xylariales; Hypoxylaceae. The record is from RefSeq and is a predicted model, not a curated record.
AUGAUCAACACACGCGCCGCCGCUGUGGUGCUCUCCGCCCUCACCCUCGUCUCUGCCCAAGCAAAUUCCAACUCAACCUUUAAGAUCGAUCCCACUGAUGUCGACAUCUCCGAUCGCGUCAACUGGUGUCAAGGACAGCAAGAUAGUUGCGGCACGAUUUGCGGAUCAGUAGUACAGAACGGAUGUUCGGUGGAUACUCUGGAUUUCCAGUGCGUUUGCCAGGGCGGCAAUGAGCCGGAUAUGAACGAGUUCAUGAACACGGUGCCUUGGUUCGUUUGCGAAAGACUUCAGAGUAACUGCAUUACACAAAACGAGAACAACGCUGCCGGCCAAAAGAACUGCACAUCGACAUUUGGUGACAAAUGUGGCACGGAAGAUGUAGACAAGCACAAGGGAGAGGGUAGCGUGAGCACAACUAGCAGUUCUAGUGCAGCUCCUAGCGGAACCGCUACUCCCGCCGCUAGCUCUGCUCCGAGUUCAUCUUCCUCCGAGGCUGCCGCCGUCCCAACCAAUAUUCAAUAUCUUGGAAAUGGUGCCGCCGCUGUGGCUCUUGGCAUGUUCGCCUACAUGCUCUAG